AUGUCUUACAAUAUCUCUGGCGACCCAGAUGAUAGUGACUCCGAUUCACUUGACGUGCCGGUGGAACUACACUCAAACAAGUCACACCAACACCGAUCACAAAAUGCCGUUUUUACUGCCCUACUCGAGCAGCACGUAGUCGACGAGUCGACCGACAGCCCCAAAGAGGAGCCCCUUUCCAAAAAUGAGCAAAAUGACAUUCACACCACACGGGUGAUGGCAGACCAGAGUCACGAGGCUGGAGCACUAGAUCCUCGAGAGUAUCAAGUCCAGCUGUUUGAGAAAGCCAAAGCUCAAAACACAAUUGCAGUUCUUGACACGGGCUCUGGGAAAACAUUAGUUGCGGUGCUUCUGCUGAAGCACAUCAUGGAGCAGGAGUUACGGGAUCGCGCAGAAGGGGCAAAGCCAAGAGUUUCCUUCUUCCUGGUGGAUAGUGUGACCUUGGUUUUCCAGCAGUCUUCAGUAUUGCGGAGCAAUCUCAACCAGAAGGUGGCCUAUUUCUAUGGUGCACUCGGACCCGACCUUUGGGACAAGACAACAUGGAAACAACAUCUCGAGAACAAUAUGGUGUUUGUCUUCACGGCCGACAUUCUGAACCACGCUCUGCUCAAUGGACACGUGAAGAUUGACCAGAUCAAUCUUUUGAUUUUCGACGAGGCGCAUCACACCAAAAAGGAGCAUGUUUAUGCCCGGAUCAUCAGGGAGUAUUAUUUGAAUGUGGAUCCCACCAGAAGACCUAGAAUCUUUGGUAUGACGGCUUCUCCGGUUGAUGCAAAGUGUGACAUAGCAGAAGCAGCGACGCAGCUGGAGACUCUUAUGGAUUGCCGUAUUGCGACAGCACCAAAUAUGGACCUCCUGCGGCAGUACGUGAGCAAACCAACUGAAGAGGAAUGGGUCUAUCAAAAGCUUUUACCGCCAUUCGAGACAGAGUUAUACACUAUGUUAAAAGGCAGAUAUGGAGAUAUGCAGCAUCUCAGCGGAACUUUUCAAUUUGCUUACGUCGCAAGCUCUGAACUAGGGCCAUGGUGCGCAGACCAGGUCUGGGCCCUGGCCCUCGCUGAUGAAGUUCUACCCAAACUCGAGGCUAGCAUCAUGAAAGAUGCCGGUGGUGACCCCCAGGUCUUGGAGAAAGCCCAAAGUGACGUCAAGCGAGCCAAUGAAGCGAGUGAGUUUGUCAGGAAGUAUAUCUCUGACAAUGCUUUCAGGCCAGUGGAACUCAGUUCAAAGGUUGAGCUUUUGUUGAAAAGUCUCAGCGAACAGUUCGUGAAAUGGCCAGAGAACAAGUGUAUUGUCUUCACAGAGCGACGAAAUACCGCGAAGGUCUUGCUGCAGCUCUGUCAAGAGAAACGAAUCCCAAACUUGCGUCCUGCUCUGCUGGUCGGUGCGCGAAAAGGCGACCUCGUGGGGAAGAAUGUGACACUCAAUCAGCAGUUUCUUGCUUUGAUGAACUUUCGAAAAGGGAAUGUCAACUGUCUAUUCGCAACAGCGGUGGCAGAGGAAGGGCUUGAUAUCCCCGACUGUAACCUAGUUGUGAGGUUCAACCUUUAUGACACAGUGAUCCAAUAUGUUCAAAGUAGAGGUCGUGCUAGACAUUCUGACUCUGUGUAUGCAACAAUGGUUGAAGAACGCAACCGGUACCACCAGAUGAGGAUACAGGAAGUGAAGAAAGCCGAGGUUCUCAUGAGGAAUUUCUGCGACAUGCUGCCGGAAGACAGAAAGCUAUACGGACCCGAAGACGACUUGGAGAACAUCAUGGUCGGAGAAGGCCGCAAAAGAUCAUACAAUGUUGCCAAAACUGGGGCUAAGUUAACCUACCCACAUGCCGUUGUUAUUCUUGAGAGAUUCGCGUCCUCGUUGCAAUACGAACGUGACAUUUCACCUCGAGUCACGUACAUAAUCAUCCCCGAGAAUGAUUCAUUUGCCUGUGAAAUCAUUCUACCGGAAAAGUCACCAAUUAGAGGAAUAAUCGGAUGUCCUGAGGCAAAGAAGUCAUAUGCUAAGCAAUCAGCUGCUUUUGACGUCUGUCUACUGCUUCGAAAAAACAACUUACUGGAUGAUCAUUUCAAAUCGAUUUACGAAAAACGUCUACCAGCGAUGCGUAACGCCAAGCUUGCCAUCACUUCCAAGAAGACGGACCAAUACACAAUGCGUAACAAACCUCAAAUCUGGCUUGAUCAACACGGAACCAUACCAACUCGUCUAUAUGCAACAGCCAUUCGUCUUACUCCAACCGAGCCUCUGAGUCGAGAACCUGGAAGUAUCAUUCUGUUCACACGACAUAGACUUCCACAGUUCCCGAUCUUUCCGGUUUACUUAGACAGCGAUGUCGAAACAACGGUUCAUUGCUCGACCAUUGAUGAGUGUCUGGAGGUUGAUGCAUCAAUGCUAGAAAUGCUCACUGACUUCACACUUGCCGUCUUUCACGACAUAUUCAAGAAAACUUACUCACGGGUUUUAGAGAACUUUCCCUACUGGAUUGCCCCCCUUCAGGAAAAGGUACUCAAAGCAGGACCUGGAGGAUCCACUGAUCUCUUGGGGAUGAUUGACUGGGAAGCUGUACGCUACGUUCAAGAAAACCCUGAGAUAUCUUGGUCGAGAAAUAUGAGACCUGAGUCUCUGAUUGAUCGAUUCAUGUACGAUGACUGGAAUGGCAAAUAUCGUUACUUCUCAAUUGCCAUAGCUCGCCAUUUGCGCCCUUCCGAUCCGCCCCCAUAUUGGGUGCCCUCCCGAAAAUGGGACACAGAUAUCAUGAAUUGGUCGCUGAGUCUUAGCAAGAACUCACGAUUGAAGUUUUUCGAUCGUUGCGACUGGAGCCAACCAGUCGUGGACGUUGAGCUGAUAUCUCCUCGACGCAACUUUCUUGACAAAGUAUCAGAGGAGGAUGAGGAUUCAGAAAGCAUGCGAUGUGUUAUUUGCCCACAGGCUUUGAAUAUCUCUCCCAUCCCUGUAUCAAUAGUCACAGCUUGUUUAGCUUUUCCAGCAAUCAUAUCUCGCCUUGAGUCCUAUUUGAUCGCAAGGGAGGGGUGUGAAAUGCUCGGUCUUGACGUCAAGCUUGAACAUGCUCUAGAAGCAUUCACCAAAGACUCCGACAACACCGAAGAGCAUCGGAGUCUUCAAAUCCACGUCCAGCGUGGAAUGGGCAAGAAUUAUGAGCGUCUUGAAUUUCUGGGUGACUCCGUCCUCAAACUGGCAACAACCAUUUCACUCUUUGCGCAAAAGCCAGAUGAUGAUGAAUAUGACUACCACGUCAACCGAAUGUGUCUUAUCUGCAACAAGAAUCUGUUCAUCAAUGCCAACGAACAAACUCUAUACGAGUACAUCCGAAGUCGUGGUUUCUCUCGUCAUUUGUGGUACCCUCCGGGUGUGUCACUUGAAGUCGGCCGAGAUCAUGCUAAAUUUGUUAUCAAUGAGAGUCGACACGCUCUUUCCGAGAAAACUAUUGCGGACGUUUGCGAAGCAUUGAUUGGAGCUUCACUGCUGUCAGGGAGUGAAAGGAAUCGAUUUGACAUGGCAAUCAAAGCUGUGACUGUAUUCGUGAACAGCCCAAACCAUACCGCCGCCUCAUGGGAAGAUUACCUAUCAGUCUACUCCCUUCCAUCAUACCAGAUACAGACGGCUGAUGCGUUUGAAGAAAAUCUAUGUGAGCAGGUCGAACAUUUGGGUUAUAGGUUCAGGUACCCUCGUCUUCUACGGUCAGCAUUUACUCAUCCAUCCUACCCCUCGGCUUGGGCGAAGGUGCCUUGCUAUCAACGCCUUGAAUUCUUGGGGGACGCGCUCCUGGAUAUGGCUUGCGUGGAGCAUGUGUUUCAUCGUUUCCCCGAUCGAGAUCCUCAAUGGCUCACAGAACACAAAAUGGCGAUGGUGUCGAACAAGUUCCUCGGUGCUUUGGCAGUCAGACUGGGGCUCCACAAACAUCUCCAACACUUCAGCAAUGCUAUCCUGGCAAAUAUCACCAAUUACACAGAAGAGCUUCGAGUCGCAGAACAAGAGGUCAAAGGGGAGGUAGACUACUGGCUAUCAACAACAGACCCUCCCAAGUGCCUCCCUGACAUGCUAGAGGCUUACCUCGGUGCCAUAUUCGUGGACUCUGGCUUUGAUUACACAGUGAUUGAAGCAUUCUUCGAGAAACACGUCAUGUAUUUCUUCCAGGAUAUGUCGAUUUACGACACUUUCGCUAAUCGACAUCCUACGACAUUCCUCCACAAUCAAUUAACCUUGGAGUACCGGUGCAGCGACUACUGCCUCAAAACCGGGGCACUUCCAGUUAUUGACGGGGAGAGUCCCAAGGUGCUCUCAGCAGUCAUAGUACACGGCAUUACUGUUGCAAAGGCGGUUGCAUCCUCUGGUCGAUAUGGCAAAGUCAAAGCCAGUGAACAGGCUCUGAAAAGUCUCAACGGGCUGAGUCGCGCGGAGUUCCGCCUGAAAUUCAGCUGCAACUGCCGAGAUGAGGUGCAAGAGACAGAAUUUGGGACUGCAGUCUGA
Penicillium brevicompactum is the source of this 4482-nucleotide messenger RNA. RefSeq lists its product as uncharacterized. Gene Ontology annotation, biological process: siRNA processing. Gene Ontology annotation, molecular function: DNA binding; RNA binding; ATP binding. The coding region runs from base 1 to 4482 and encodes 1493 amino acids. NCBI's taxonomy places the organism in Eukaryota, Fungi, Ascomycota, Eurotiomycetes, Eurotiales, Aspergillaceae. Gene Ontology annotation, cellular component: nucleus; RISC complex; cytoplasm. The transcript has 14 exons. The record is from RefSeq and is a predicted model, not a curated record.